CAAAACGGCCGCGAAAGCCAACGGUUCAGAAAUCCUUCUGCUUCAUUCAACCAUCACUCCCACCGUUAAACCUUGCCUGGGCAGAGAAAAGGUAAGAACUUGCACUCCAAACCUCACACCUAAUGAUCCCUUUUUCCUUUUCUCCUCAUUUUCUUGAAAUAUAGGAGAGUCCCACUCUUGUACCCUAGCUGCUCUUCCAUGCUCAGGCGCGUCCACAAAUGGAAACCCCACCAUUUUCCACGAAAAUUUGCAUGCCUUUGUCCGUUCACAAUCUUCAUUUUCAACAAACACUCAGUCUCUGCUGCGAAGCUUGAAAAUGAGCCUGUCAGUUCCUCCUCUGUCGAUCCUAGCGCGGUUAACCCAGUUUGUGAAGUUCUCACGGGUUUGAGGAAUUUUGGCUUGAGAAAUUUCCUUGCCGGUGAAUAUUUCCGUUCCGUAUUUUGGAAGUUGAAUCAGCCCCAGGUGGAUCAAAUUAUCGAUUUUCUGAGGAGAGAGAAUUCAGAUGCUGCGUUGUUCUUCUUUUAUGCCUUGAGGAAUGACUAUGGGUUUCGACACUCCAGGGGUUCCCAGUUUGUUGUUGCGCAUGUUUUAGCAAGUCAAAGGCGGUUUGGGGACCUGCAGUUGGUCAUAAAGCAAAUGCUUGUACAGGAAGGUUCUGGUUCUGCUCCCUUACUUUGUGAGCUGCUCGUGAGGAGUUUCAGGGGCUGGGACUCAAAUAGUGUGGUAUGGGAUGCAUUGGCUUUUGCUUAUUCAAGAUAUGAGACGGUUAAUGAUGCCUUGCUUGUUCUGGCAUAUAUGAAAGACUUAAAUUUUCCGGCUUCUACACCUACCUAUAAUAGCUUGUUGCAUAACUUAAAACAUAGUGAAAUGUUUUGGGAUAUCUACAAUAAAAUGAGGCACAAUGGGGCUUGUGAAAACGAGUAUACUAGCUCCAUUCUCAUAGGUGGCCUAUGUGAGCAGGCUAGGCUAGAAGAUGCCAUUCUAUUUUUGAGGCAUUCUAAGGCAAAUGGACUUGGCCCUUCUGUCGUUUCCUUCAAUACAAUUAUGUCAAGAUUUUGUAAAUUGGGUUUUGUAGAUGUUGCAAAAUCUUUGUUCUGUAUGAUGCUUAAGCAUGGUCUGUUUCCUGAUGCGUAUAGUUACAAUAUUUUAAUUCAUGGUUUGUGUAUAGCUGGUUCCAUAGAGGAAGCUCUAAAUUUUAUAGACCACAUGAAAAAUCAGGGGAUAAAGCCUGAUAUAGUAACCUACAACAUUCUCGUCAAAGGGUUUCUCUUACUUGGCUUAAUAGAUGGGGUUUGGCAGCUCAUUCAGGACAUGUUGUGGGCUGGAUUAAAUCCUAAUGUUGUUACGUAUACAAUACUAAUUUGCGGGCAUUGUCAGAUGGGCAAUAUUGAAGAAGGUAUGAAGUUGCUGGAGGAGAUGGUUUCUCUUGGAUUUCAGUUGAGUCUCAUUCCAUACUGUGUAUUACUCAGUAGUUUGUGCAAAUUUGGACGUGUUGAGGAAGCACUAAGAUUGUUCUAUGACAUGGAAACUUCAGGCCUGAAACCAGAUCUCAUAACAUAUUCUGUUCUGAUUCAUGGGCUUUGCAAGCUAGGAGAAGUCCAGAGUGCUUUAAAGUUUUAUAGGGAAAUCUGUUCUAACAGAUUCUUCCCAAAUUCUUUCAUUCACAGUUCUUUUCUGGUAGCUAUGUGCGAAAAUGGAAUAACAAUGGAGGCUAGAAAGUAUUUUGAAGAUCUGACGAGCAAUGAACCACAGAAUAUAGUUUUUUAUAAUAUUAUGAUUGACAGAUAUGUAAAGUUUGGCAAUAUUGAGGAAGCUUCACAGUUGUAUAAAAGAGUUAUUGAGAAGGGAAUUGCUCCUACUAUUGUUACUUUCAAUUCCAUGAUUUAUGGAUUCUGCAAGAAAAAGAACUUAGGGCAGGCCAGAAAAUUGUUUCAACACAUUAGACGUUAUGGCCUAUUGCCAAAUGCCAUAACUUACACCACUCUUAUGAAUGCAUUGUGUGAAGCUGGAUAUAUGCAGGGCGUGAUUGAAUUACUACAAGAGAUGGAAGCAAAUAAUGUAAUUCCAACUCACAUUACUUAUACUGUAAUUAUCAAAUCUCUUUGCAAAAAUUGCAGGCUGAAUGAUUCCCUCCAAGUGCUUAAUGAUAUGCACUCUAAGGGUUUACAUCCAGAUCAAAUUACAUAUAAUACUGUCAUCCACUAUUUCUGUAAGGGUCACAACAUGGAAAGAGCCUUCCAAUUGUUCAAUGAGAUGUUAAGGCUGAAAAUGGAGCCUACUCCUUCAACGUAUAAUGUUUUGAUCAAUGGCCUUUGCAUUAAUGGUGGCCUAGAAUAUGCUGAUAGACUGCUAAUUGCUCUUGAAGAUCAGAAUGUCUGUUUGUCCAAAGUUGCUUACGCUGUAAUGAUAAAAGCACAUUGUGCAAAAGGGAAUAGUGUUGCGAUGGCACCUGAGAUCACCAUCAAUGCUAUUAGGGCAGCAAGGCUUCCAUGUAUCCAAUAUCCCUGCAAAGUGGUCCUCAUCUCUAUGAGGAACCUAUUAAUAUCUGAAUGUACAAAGAUAAGGCCAGGAAGCCCAGACUGCAACUAACACGGCCAAAAGGAAGAGAAAAGGGGGUAAAAGUGUUAUUUCACUCGAAAAAUUCUGUAUUAUUAACUUGAAGAUUAACAAAUAUUACCUGCAGGUGUCUGGAAAAUUCUUUUAACACGAACAGAGUAAAUGAGCUAGGAGAAGGCAAGAUUUUGUUUUUAAUCUGGCCGUAGUCAUGGAACCCUGCAUUGAUAGCAAACAAGGAUUCGGAUAGAUGCCUCUCCAACACUACUUGCUCCUUGAACAUCUUUGAACCAGCAGAUGCGUAAGUAAUCCCCGUGGUGAUUUUGCUUCUUUGAUGCUUUGAAAGAACAAGGUAGGCAAGGGGGAGUGGAAGCCCAAGAAGUAUAGCUGCAUAACAUAUGAAACACGGAUUAACUUGUGGGCAAAUGCAAAAUUUUGUAUCAGAAUGAAACUAUCCUUGGGUGGAUCAGAGAAUGCUAAGAUCUUGGAAAAUAGUGAAGUUGUUGUAGGGGUGUCUUACCAAGGUAAUCAACCACUGUUUUGCUGUUUGUGCAUCGGCCGGUAGGUUUGCCACCAAAAUCUAUACCAUAAGGAAGAAAUCAUGCUUCAUUUGUGAGAGCCCCAAGAUAGUAGCUAUUCCCAUUUUCAAAGAGAGAAUCACCAAAAACAUACAUAGCUGGGAUGUUUUUCGAGCUGCGUUUCAAUUGCUUUGGUGGCCAUUUUUGAGAUAACUCCAGUGUGCGAGAAGAGAAGCCAAUUGUAGUCCCCCUUGGGAAGGACUGACCAAGAGCUGUUUUGCUUCUACCCUUAGUGAUGAUGGAACUAGAACAAUUACUUGAGUUUUCAAAGCAGAAAAUCAUCAAAACUUAGGAUUAAAGUGAAAUCACAUUUGGGUAAAUUACAAUUUACCCAUUGCGGUUUGGUCAAAAGUAGUUUGCCUUCUGCGGUUAAAUAGAGAGAGAUACUUUUUCCCCACACAGAUAUUGAGAUAGGUAAUAUUUAUUGCUCUUUUGUAUCUGUUAUCUGAA
This is a messenger RNA of Neltuma alba, 3581 nucleotides long. RefSeq names its product putative pentatricopeptide repeat-containing protein At1g13630. Bases 199 to 2589 code for a protein of 796 amino acids. Gene Ontology annotation, molecular function: mRNA binding; protein binding. NCBI's taxonomy places the organism in Eukaryota, Viridiplantae, Streptophyta, Magnoliopsida, Fabales, Fabaceae. The record is from RefSeq and is a predicted model, not a curated record. The transcript is spliced from 5 exons.